AUGGCUUCUAGACUUGCCAUCGCCCGGGGUGCUUCCCUCAAGCAUUCCCUGUCUCUGGCGACCAGAUCGGUGCCGCUCGUCGCCCGUCGCGGCGUAGCUUCCGCCACCACGCCUCGCCAGCUCUCACAGACUCCUCAGCCCGAGGUUGAUGGCCACAGGAGAUCACACGCCGCUCUCGAGUCGCUCCAGCGCGACCCGGCCUACCUGGAGAUGAAGGAUGCCCAGGCUGAGAACCCUCAGCCCUGGAUGGACUUUGUCGCUCGUCACAUCGGUCCCCGCGACUCUGACGUUGACGCCAUGCUCAAGACUGUCGGCGCCGACUCUCUCGACACCUUCAUCUCCCAGGUUAUCCCCAAGGACAUCCUCCUGCCUCCCAAGAAGACCAUUCAGCCCAAGAAGCUGAGCGAGUCUGGCGUCGCCAAUGUCUUCAAGAACAUGAGCGCCCAGAACGAGGUCAAGACCUGGAUGAAUGGCGGUGGUUACUACCCCGUCGAGAUUCCCACCGUCAUCAAGCGCAACCUGCUCGAGAACCCCGCCUGGUACACCAGCUACACUCCCUACCAGGCUGAAAUCUCCCAGGGCCGUCUCCAGUCCCUCCUCAACUUCCAGACCAUGAUCUCGGACCUGACUGGGCUGCCCGUCGCCAACGCCUCGCUACUCGACGAGGGUACCGCUGCCGCCGAGGCCAUGACCAUGUCCUGGAACUCUCUCCCUACUGCGCGCUCCAAGCGCCCUAACAAGACCUACGUUGUCUCUGACCUUCUCCACGAUGCCACCGUUCGCGUCAUGGCAGGUCGUGCCGAGGGAUUCGGAAUCAAGCUCGAGGUCAUGGACCUCUCGGCUUCUGACGCCCAUGACAAGAUCAAGGCUCUCGGUGACGACCUCGUCGGUGUCAUGGUCCAGUACCCCGACACCCACGGUGGCGUCCAGAACUACCGUGAGCUCGCUGACGUUGCUCACGCUCAAGGCACUCUUCUCUCUGCCGCAACUGAUCUUUCCAACCUGACUCUCCUCACCCCUCCCGGUGAAUGGGGUGCUGACGUUGCUUUCGGUAACUCUCAGCGAUGGGGUGUUCCUCUGGGCUUCGGCGGCCCUCACGCCGCCUUCAUGGCUGCUCAGGAAUCCAGCAAGCGUCGUCUCCCUGGCCGCAUUAUUGGUGUCUCCAAGGACCGCAACGGCCGCCGCGCCCUGCGUCUCGCUCUCCAGACUCGCGAGCAGCACAUUCGCCGUGAAAAGGCCACCUCCAACGUCUGCACUGCCCAGGCCCUUCUCGCCAACAUGUCUGCCAUGUACGCUAUCUACCACGGCCCCGGCCAGCUCCGCGAGAUGGCUGUCACCAACCUCCGUCACGCCCGCAUGAUCCAGGCUGCUGCUCAGCACUAUGGACUCAACGUCAUCACCUCCUCUGCCGACCCUGAGGGACGUGUCCUCUCCGACACCGUCACCAUCUCCUUCAAGGACCCGAUUGUCUGCCGCGCUCUUCGCCGUGAGCUCAACGACCGCGGCAUCAGCAGCGGCAAGGCCUGGUCCUCCAACGAGGUUGUCCUCGCCGUACCUACAACUUUCACCCUCAAGAACUUUGUCCGCAUUGUUCAGUCCUUCCGUGACGUGUCCUCCAAGAACCACACCAACGCCUACGUUGAUGUUGCCAACAAGUACUGGACCGAGGGCUACAAGAUCUCCUCGGAGGAGAUCAUCAAGAGCCUCCCUGACGCUGUCCGCCGAGAGUCUAAGUUCCUGACUCACCCCGUCUUCAACACCCACCACUCCGAGACUGAGAUGCUCCGCUACAUGCAUCACCUCCAGUCCAAGGAUCUGUCCCUGGUUCACUCCAUGAUCCCUCUCGGCUCCUGCACCAUGAAGCUUAACGGCACUACACAGAUGGAGCUGAUUGGCACCGAGUCAUCCUCCAACAUCCACCCUCACGCGCCCAUCAGCGGUGUCAAGGGUUACCAGAAGCUCUUUGCCGCCACCGCUGCCCAGCUCGCCGCCCUCACCGGCAUGGACGCCACAUCCCUGCAGCCCAACUCGGGUGCCCAGGGUGAGUUCGCUGGUCUCCGUGCCAUUGCCAAGUAUCACGAGGAGCACAAUGGUGGCAAGCGUGAUAUCUGCCUGAUUCCCACAUCUGCUCACGGUACCAACCCUGCCUCCGCUGCCAUGGCCGGUCUACGUGUUGUUCCUGUCAAGUGCGACACCGCCACUGGUAACCUCGAUAUUGCCGAUCUCCAGGCCAAGGCCAAGAAGCACGAGAAGGAGCUCGCUGCCAUCAUGAUCACCUACCCCUCCACCUAUGGUGUCUUUGAGCCCGAGGUUCGCAAGGCUUGCGACAUUGUUCACGAGCACGGCGGCCUCGUCUACAUGGACGGUGCCAACAUGAACGCCCAGAUUGGCCUCACCUCACCUGGUGCUCUCGGUGCCGAUGUCUGCCAUCUUAACCUCCACAAGACCUUCUGCAUUCCCCACGGUGGUGGUGGCCCUGGUAUUGGCCCCAUCUGCGUCAAGGACAUCCUUGAGCCUUACCUGCCUCACCAGAACAACCAGACUCCCGUCUCCAGCGCUAGCUUCGGUAGCGCCAGCAUUGUUCCCAUCAGCUGGGCCUACAUCUCCACCAUGGGUGAUGCCGGUCUUCGCAAGGCUACUACCCUGGCUCUCCUCAACGCCAACUACAUUCUCACCCGCCUCAAGGAGCACUACCCCAUUCUCUAUACCAACGAGAACGGCCGCUGUGCUCACGAGUUCAUCAUUGAUGCGCGUGGCUUCUCCAAGACUGCUGGCGUCGAGGCUAUCGACAUUGCUAAGCGCCUUCAGGAUUACGGCUUCCACGCUCCUACUAUGAGCUGGCCUGUGCCUAACACCCUGAUGAUUGAGCCCACUGAGUCUGAGAGCAAGGAAGAGCUAGACCGCUUCAUCAAUGCUCUCAUCAGCAUUCGCCAGGAGAUUCGCGAGGUUGAGGAAGGCAAGCAGCCCCGUGAGGGCAACGUCCUCAAGAACUCUCCCCACACCCAGAUCGACCUGCUGCUCGGCGACAACGGCAAGUGGGAGCGCCCGUACAGCCGCGAGAAGGCCGCCUACCCCCUGCCUUACCUCACCGAGAAGAAGUUCUGGCCCACGGUUACCCGUGUUGACGACAAGUACGGCGACACCAACCUGUUCUGCACUUGCCCGCCUGUCGAGGACACCACAGGCAACUAA
Akanthomyces muscarius is the source of this 3192-nucleotide messenger RNA. RefSeq lists its product as uncharacterized. NCBI's taxonomy places the organism in Eukaryota, Fungi, Ascomycota, Sordariomycetes, Hypocreales, Cordycipitaceae. Gene Ontology annotation, biological process: glycine decarboxylation via glycine cleavage system. Gene Ontology annotation, cellular component: mitochondrion; glycine cleavage complex. Gene Ontology annotation, molecular function: pyridoxal phosphate binding; glycine dehydrogenase (decarboxylating) activity; glycine binding. The record is from RefSeq and is a predicted model, not a curated record. The transcript is spliced from 2 exons. The coding region runs from base 1 to 3192 and encodes 1063 amino acids.